This is a messenger RNA of Lucilia cuprina (Australian sheep blowfly), 1708 nucleotides long. RefSeq lists its product as uncharacterized. The record is from RefSeq and is a predicted model, not a curated record. NCBI's taxonomy places the organism in Eukaryota, Metazoa, Arthropoda, Insecta, Diptera, Calliphoridae. Gene Ontology annotation, cellular component: membrane; septate junction. Gene Ontology annotation, biological process: regulation of tube size, open tracheal system; septate junction assembly. The transcript has a single exon. Bases 84 to 824 code for a protein of 246 amino acids.
UUUUGUUUUGAGUGUGUGGUUUCAAUAUAAUAGAAACAACAAAAGGUAAAUAGAAGUUAAAAAGAAUUAAUUACUUACGAGGAAUGCAAAAAGCAUCACACAUUGCCCAACAAGAUUCCCAGGAGAACAUACCGAGAGUUUUUACAUCUACUGUUAAUAUGAAGCGGCGUACAUUAUCUGGCAGUUGUGCUGUUGGCUUCUUUGUGCUGGCAUUUGGUUUCAUCGCAAUUGCAUUUGCCACACCCAGCUGGCUGGUAAGUGAUUACCGUAUCACUGGAGCAAAAUUGGAAAGAUUAGGACUGUGGGUGCACUGUUUCAGAUCGUUGCCCGAUGUCAAUGAUGACAGUCAAAGGCGUUUCUUUGUUGGCUGUCGUUGGGUAUACGAUCCCUUUACAACAGGAUAUGAUGAGAUCAGAGGAUUUUUAUUGCCUGCUUUUAUGAUAGCCACCCAGUUCUUUUUCACGCUGGCAUUCAUUGGCAUGCUAGCAUCGGGUAUUGGUGUUCUGAUAUUUUUCUUAUGUGCUGGUCCUGAUCAGAAGUACUUCAUAAAACUUAUACAAAUCAUUGGCUAUGUAGUGUUGGGUGCUGGUAUAUGUGCUAGUAUUGCUGUUAUUGUAUUUGCUAGUCUUGGGAAUCGCAACAACUGGAUGCCAGAACAUGCCAACAAUUGGUUUGGCUGGUCUUUUAUUUUAGCCUGUGUGGGAGCUGUAAUGGCCCUAGUGGCCGCACCCCUUUUUCUAACAGAAGCCAAUGUUCAACGCCGUAAGCGCACUUUAUUUAAAGAAUCUCAAACACGUUUCGAAAUGAUGCAUGGUGGCAAAUAAUGAAUUUCAAAUGCAGUAAUUACAUUUUGUCACUCAAUUUUGGAUACAGUCGUAAGUUUUAUACUAAAAAAACCACACUACCAACAUAACUACAAGCGAUUUCAACAAUAACUGGACAAAGCGCAAAAUGAUAAUUUUUAGAUAUUUAGGAGACAAUUUGUUGUUGGUACUUAGGCUCAUAUAUAAACAUUUUUCUUCUUAAUUUUUUUUUUUUUUACAAUUCAUUACAUUUUUUUAUACAAUAUAAAGACUGUCCGAAAAAACACAAACAAAAAUAUUAAAAACAAAUAGAACCAUUAUGUAAAUAAGUGGAUAAAGGCGUAGUGUGACAUUAGUAGUUAUUGCAUAUCAUUAAUACGACAGACAAUACGAAAUUCUAACAUUCCUUAAAUUAGUUACAAUAUAAAUUAUAAGUAUACAUAUCCCUUCAGUAGAUUUAAAAGGGAUUGUUCAUUCGAUUAUUAAAAAAAUUGUUAUUUUACAAAUAAUUGUGCCUUUAGUAUUUUUUUUUAUAACAUAUAAGUUUAAAAGCGAAUCUCUGUGUCUUUUUAUUCCGCCCACAAUUUUAAAUCAUAGAUGUUAAAAAAUUUUAACGAUUACAUAUAAAAUAUUAAAUGUACAAAUCAUAUUAUUAAACAAUUUAUGUAAAAAUUAAACAAACAAAAAAAUGCAACAUAUUUAUACAUUUAUUUAGUAUGUAUGUAAAUUUUACGACUGAUAUUUAUUUCGGUCAGAAUAAUAUAUAUUUUUUGUGUAUUAUUAAGAUUUUGCAUUCCGUCCAUGUUUAUACAAACAAUAUGUAUUUCAAUAAAAAACGAUAAAUAAAGCCAUUGUUUAAUAAAUUUACCCAUGAAUGUGGAAACAUAUUGUGGUAAGCAAUUAAA